AACAAAAUGAGAAUAGAAAAGUGCAGUUUUUGCUCGUCAUCCAUUUAUCCUGGCCAUGGUGUAACAUUUGUGCGCAACGAUUCCAUGUUGUUCAGAUUCUGUCGCUCAAAGUGCAACAAGGCGUUCAAGAGGAAAUGGAAUCCUCGCAAAACGAGAUGGACGAAAUCAUACAGGCUGUACACUGGAAAGGAGGUGCACGGUGUGGGUGGAAUGGAGAAAAAGAGAGAGGAGAUCGGGAGAUACAGACGAGAUAUUGUCAGUAACACGGUUAGUGCCAUUCCUGUUAUCGGCGAGAUCGAGAGCGAGAGGCGUAAGCAUUACAUUUACGACAGGAUCAUGAGCAUGAGAGAGAAAAACAAGGAUAUCGAUAUGAAGAUCCUCAAGAAACAUGGUCAUUUGUUAGACGAGGCGAAGGAAAAUAAAGAAAAGAAGAAUGUGGAAGAGGGCGAAAACGUUCUAAACAUGCAGCAAUAGCUUCCCAUAUUAGAAAACUGAGUAAAGCAUCUGAUUAUACAAGUUAGUCCGUUUAUCAAGUCUUUGUCAGGUGGUGCCAUUUAUUCCGUAUUUCAUUAUUUGGUGCUUGCUGAGCUCUCGCAUGCCGGCCGGAAAAUGGCCAGUAAGUAUCAGGAAAAUGUUUGUGAGUGAAAAGAAUCAAUCCGUGGUAUUAUUCAAUUGUCUUAUUGUCUUUCUCAUGAAAGAUUCUUUUUCUCACCAUUGUGAUAAAUCUCUCCUUGUACGCCUUCGGAUUUACGCUAGAGAACUCUUUUUUACAGAAUAAACGGUUAAAAUGAUACUCC
Vavraia culicis subsp. floridensis is the source of this 797-nucleotide messenger RNA. RefSeq lists its product as uncharacterized. The record is from RefSeq and is a predicted model, not a curated record. The coding region runs from base 7 to 474 and encodes 155 amino acids. Gene Ontology annotation, biological process: ribosomal large subunit biogenesis. Gene Ontology annotation, cellular component: nucleolus. The transcript has a single exon. NCBI's taxonomy places the organism in Eukaryota, Fungi, Microsporidia, Pleistophoridae.